This is a messenger RNA of Tribolium madens (black flour beetle), 3503 nucleotides long. RefSeq names its product lethal(3)malignant brain tumor-like protein 4 (gene l(3)mbt). Gene Ontology annotation, cellular component: nucleus. Gene Ontology annotation, biological process: regulation of DNA-templated transcription. NCBI's taxonomy places the organism in Eukaryota, Metazoa, Arthropoda, Insecta, Coleoptera, Tenebrionidae. Gene Ontology annotation, molecular function: protein binding; zinc ion binding. The record is from RefSeq and is a predicted model, not a curated record. The transcript is spliced from 8 exons. Bases 350 to 3436 code for a protein of 1028 amino acids.
GAAAUGAACUGUUAAAAACAGUAGAUUUGGCAACGUUGUCUAGUGAUUUCAUUCGGUGACGACGCAUGCGCAUUCGUUAUAAUAAAAGCUAUCCAACAAUUUUUAUUUAACAAAUACUUUAGAAAAUAAUAAAUUUAUUCAUAGAUCUGGGUAAUUUGGUGUGACGUGGACCCGAAAUUAACUCAGCUCAUAAUCACUCCUGCAAAAUGUAAUGCUGAACUUUUCACUACACUGCACGAGGAAAUUUCUCCGAUAAACUGUUGCUUUUUGCACAUUAAUCAAUUCCGUACAAGUAUUUCAUCGUUUUCGACUUUGGAAAUUCAGGGCCGCAUUGGGCACAAUUGGCGCAAUGUCCUCCAGGGGUCCGGAAACGGGGGAAGUGGUCCAAGCUCUCCCCGAGCUCGACACAARCACUUCGGAAAACUCCAUCAUUUCGACAAACCCCAUGAAAACUCAAGUAGUCCCUUUGGUCUACAUCCAAACACAGUCAAAACUUCCAUUUUCGUCCAUCAGCAAACCCAACAUGGUCAACACCCAACUCCAAUUCGCGACACUACCCAACAUCGUCAACAAAACCCCCCCAAACCAAGGAGUCAUUCUGACUCCGGUCAAGAACGUCCCAAAGGGCCAACAGUUGGUCAUUCACAAGCCCAGCAACAUGCAAACAGUGACAUUGUCAUCAGGGACGUAUCUGACAAUGAUAAAGCCCUUGACGAAACUAUCCGAGACGAAAUCUGAGCCGGGCAAAAAACUAAUGAUAGCACCCAUGCCCAAAGUGAUAAAAAAUCGCCUACCGGUGACCGUCACUACCAACACAUUGCAGCCGAAAAUCGCGUUUAUGCCUCUACUCCCCACAAAUAACGUUAAAGUCCAGGAGGAUUCGGGUAAAGAAGAUGAAACUAAUCUAGUUUGCGACGAGGUAAUUGAUUUAGACGGCCCGGUUAAGAGCGAGAAAGAAUACGAAUUGUCCAUAAUGGAGGAUUCGAAUUCGUUCAGUUUCGACGACAAGCGCAAAGAAAUUCCGAAAUUUUUCAAACACGGAAUUUCCAUCCUUAAAAAAAACCAUCAAGGGGACAAACCGCGCAAUUCCACAACUAAUACCAGUCAAAUUCUAGAUCCGGAUCCGGUUAAGUUGCAGAAAACUGAAAGGAGGAGAAAGUCGAAUUUUUCCUACAGGAAGGAUUACGACGACAUGGAGAUUGUGGAGAGCAAGGAGAAGUUUAAUCUGGAUCCGGAUGUGACUUUGACGAAGUUGGAAGAUGCGGAGCAUUUUGAUAAGGAGCAUGUCAAGGAUGAUUUUUUAGAGAUUGAAGUGAUCAAAGAGAAGAAAACGGACAUUAAUAUGAACGAUGAUUUUGAUUUGCAGAAGAUUCUCAAGUGGGAGGAAGGGAUCGGGACUUUGCCCGGAAGUGAUCUGAAGUUUAUAGUUAACGAAUUUAAUUUGAUCGAGUAUGUCACAACCGAAGAGUAUGAUAAGAUUAUUGAGAAGCGKCUGGCUAAAGCCARUAAGGUUAAAAACGAGUUCCAAGAGGACCUUCGUUGCGUCGAAUGCGGCUGUUACGGUCUCCCAUCCGAGUUCAUCACCUCAAAAUACUGCAGUUUGGACUGUCAAGAUGCCGGUAACAACAAACAAAUACGCGAUCGCGACUUAAAAAUCAAAAAGAAGAAGAAAAAAGGCGGUGGUUUCCCACUGAAGAAAGUCGAAUCGGAUCCUCUAAGCGGCAGCGACGACGAAACCUCAAAUGAAAAUUCACAAGACAAGUUUUCCUAUCCAUGGACUUGUUCGAAAAAGGGAUUUUCCUGGACGAAAUACCUCGAUCACAUCAAAGCCAAAGCCGCACCUGUGAAACUCUUCAGAGAUCCAUUUCCAUACAGUCGAAACGGAUUUCGGCCCGGAAUGAAACUCGAAGGGAUCGAUCCGCAACAUCCGUCGUAUUUUUGCGUCUUAUCRGUGGCGGAAAUCUGCGGAUAUCGAGUACGGUUGCACUUUGAUGGAUAUCCGGAAAAUUACGAUUUUUGGACCAAUGCGGAUAGUAUGAAUAUUUUCCCGGCUGGCUGGUGUGAGAAGCACGGACGGGGGUUACAAGCGCCACCUGGCUACACCAGCGAAAGCUUCAAUUGGGUGGGGUAUUUGAAGCAGACCAAGUCGACGGCAGCGCCCAAGCAUCUCUUCGCCAACAGAGCAGGAAAUGCGAUAUGCCCGAACGGAUUUCGCGUCGGUAUGAAACUCGAAGCCGUAGAUAAGAAGAACUCAUCAUUGGUGUGCGUAGCGACCGUCAAAGACAUGAUGGACAACCGAAUCCUCGUCCAUUUUGACAGUUGGGACGACAUUUACGAUUAUUGGGCUGAUCCAACGUCACCUUACAUACAUCCAGUCGGUUGGUGUGACCAAUACGGCCACAACUUGACACCACCYAAUGAUUACCCGAAUCCGGAGACUUUCUCCUGGGCCAAGUACCUGAAAGAGACUAAAGCGGUGGCAGCACCCGUGCGCGCGUUUAAACAACGUCCAGCUUGCGGUUUUAAACGGGGGAUGCGUUUAGAGUGUGUUGAUAAAAGAGUACCGCAGCUUAUCAGAGUGGCAACUGUCGAUGACGUCAGAGAUCAUCAAAUCAGGAUACAUUUUGAUGGGUGGCCCGAUAGGUAUAGUUAUUGGGUGGAUGCUGAUCACGAUGACAUACAUCCAGUGGGAUGGUGUCAAAAGACAGGUCACCCGAUUGAGACACCUUUAACACCUGAUGAUGUCUAUGACUUUCUCGAAUGUCCGACUGUGGGGUGUAGAGGAAUGGGGCAUAUACGAGGACCCAAAUUUGCUACCCAUUCCGAACAAAAGUAUUGUCCAUAUGCGGAAGAUAAUAUCGAUGUCGAUAGAGUUCUACCAGAUCGGUUAUUAACACCCGAUCGGUUAGUCGAGGCCGUGGUACCUGUAUCUAGAGAGCCGAGGGAUAAAAUAAAGCCGAGAUUGGGUCGACCUCCCAAAUAUCUGAAAUUAGAAAACAGCAUAAAAGAGCCGGAAGAAGAGGUGAAAAAACCGAAAAGGAAAUACCGGAAACGGUUAAAACGACAAGCGGAAGAAGAAGAGGAGCAACCUGAUUCGAAAAUUAGRAAAAUUGAGGGUUUCAUCGACGAGACGAAUGUYGAGCCUGCGGUUAAAGAAACCUGGGACAAGCAUAGUAGAUUUUUGCAGGAAUAUGUCGAAGAUGUUGGGAAUCCUUUACGUUGGAAUGUGAAUACGGUAGUUGAGUUUGUAUCAACUUUGCCAGGGUCGGAAAAUAAUAGUGAGCAAUUUCGAAAUUUUGAAAUAGACGGUGAAGCAUUCUUAUCGCUGAGUCAGAGGGACUUGAUUGACAUUUUAGACGUCAAAGUCGGUCCUGCGAUCAAAUUGUACAAUGUUAUCGUGUUGUUGAGACGGAAGGUGCGUCAGGUGUGCACAUAACGCUUUAUACUUUUAAAUUUACUUGUAAAUAUUUAUUAAAUAAAUGCGAUACGUUGUUAUUCCCUCA